AUGGCAGACAAUAAAGGUGAUCAAGGGAAGACUGGCUCAGAAGGAAUCAGCUCGACGGGUUUGUUGGGCAAUCUGUGCCAUCCAGACCCACAGUCGGAGCGCGGAAAACUGAUCCAGUUGGCGCGCAUGCUUGUUCUCAUAUUCAUACCACUGAUCGGAGUUAUCGUAUUCUCUUCCAUUCUCUUGGCUGAUGCCAUCUCUGAAGAGAGUGAACUGAACAACAUUGAAGAUCAGCUAAAGGCCUGUAAAGCGAUCGGAGACCUCGUGCAUGCAUUGCAGCUUGAACGUGCGAAGACGAUGUUUAUUUAUCACACGGGACGCAACAUGACAUGGGAGGAGUUUGCGGAAGAAUAUACCUACACAGACGCCUGUAUUUCUCAAAUAAACGAUUGGAACAAAUGUGGAAACAGUUCCAGCGGACUGAAAUCUGAAUCCUUUCAGAAUUCGUUAGAGAAAAACCGCGAAGACUUACUACACAACCAGACCAGCAUCGAAGAAGAUAUCGAAUUUUACAAUUCUUUAAACGCCGAGUUGGUUAGAAAUAUAGCUAUCGAUGCGAACGUGGCCAGUGUUGGGACACUGCGGAAUUUAUUACUGUCCUACAGAAUGAUUUUGCAUGCUAAAGAGAACGCUGGUGUUUCUGCAGCCAUAGGCAUCGAGUAUUAUUCUAAAGGACAACUAGGUUCUGAACAGGCGAAUUUGUUCGUGGCGUCAGAUGCCUUACGAAAAGAUCAUUUAUUGUCCUUUCGAGAAUUUUCCUCUGAAUACAGUUUCAAAUAUGAACAUCUGUUCAAAGAUAAACAGGAUCUCCUGAGCGAAAUUAACGGUUUUCGAUCUUCCAUUCAAACUAACGUCAUCGUCCAAGGCUCAGCAGAGGAUGCUGGGAAAUAUUACACUUUAAUGAAGAGUUAUUUGCUGUUGCUUCGCGACGUGAAAAACGCCCUGAAAGUGGAAAUUUUCUCUAUUAUUUCUGAGAGAGUUUCCUAUGCUAACGCUCGUGUUACUUCCGGUGUCCUGGCUUUUGUGUUGGUUGCUGUAGUUUCCAUGAUUUCUGUAUUCUGCAUCCAUGGACUCACGCGCAAUCUACAAAAGUAUGCACAAGACGCUGCUGAGAAGACGCGAGAACUGAGCAACGAGAAGACCAAAUCUGAUCGGCUUCUCCUUCAGAUGCUACCCAAAGACGUCGCCCUGCAGUUAAAGCGCAAUCAAAAGGUGAACGCAGAGUAUUUUGACAGCGUGACUAUUUAUUUCAGCGAUAUCGUAGGUUUCACGUCUAUCUCCGCCCAAAGCACACCGAUGGAAGUUGUUGCGUUGCUCAAUGAUCUCUAUCAUUUCUUCGAUGACUGCAUCGAUUUGUAUGAUGUGUACAAGGUGGAAACGAUUGGGGAUGCCUACAUGGUGGCCAGCGGUCUGCCCAGGAGGAACGAAGACCGUCACGCUUAUGAAGUCGCCCUCCUCUCCUUCACACUGUUAAAGGGAAUCAGUUCCUUGACCAUCGCUCACAUGCCCGAUCACAAGCUGAAGAUCAGGAUUGGUAUUCACACGGGACCAUGUGUGGCGGGAGUUGUUGGGAAUAAGAUGCCUAGAUAUUGUUUGUUUGGGGACACAGUUAACACGGCUUCCCGGAUGGAAUCCACUGGUGAACCCAUGAUGAUUCAUAUCAGCAAGGAUACAAAGGACAUACUUAGUAAACACUCGGGUUUUCACACAAAGUCACGUGGGCAGCUCGAUGUCAAGGGUAAAGGUUUGAUGGAGACUUUUUGGCUGCUAUCGACAACUUUAUCCUUGCGAAAGUAG
Liolophura sinensis is the source of this 1797-nucleotide messenger RNA. RefSeq names its product speract receptor-like. Gene Ontology annotation, biological process: cGMP biosynthetic process; receptor guanylyl cyclase signaling pathway; intracellular signal transduction. The transcript has 4 exons. Gene Ontology annotation, cellular component: plasma membrane. Bases 1 to 1797 code for a protein of 598 amino acids. Lineage: Eukaryota; Metazoa; Mollusca; Polyplacophora; Chitonida; Chitonidae. The record is from RefSeq and is a predicted model, not a curated record. Gene Ontology annotation, molecular function: guanylate cyclase activity; peptide receptor activity; adenylate cyclase activity.